Messenger RNA from Drosophila rhopaloa, 1363 nucleotides. RefSeq names its product serine protease inhibitor 42Dd-like. The coding region runs from base 19 to 1140 and encodes 373 amino acids. NCBI's taxonomy places the organism in Eukaryota, Metazoa, Arthropoda, Insecta, Diptera, Drosophilidae. The record is from RefSeq and is a predicted model, not a curated record. Gene Ontology annotation, molecular function: serine-type endopeptidase inhibitor activity. The transcript has 4 exons.
UUAGCAACAGCGUUCCAAAUGAAGUAUUUAUUUUUAAUGUUGUUGGGCACUUCGGUGACUGCCCAAUUCACUAGUAACUUUUACAAAAUUUUGGCCACUGAUACUUUGGAUAAAAACCUAGCUACUUCGCCCAUUUCCAUUGAAAUCUUGAUGCGUAUGGUUUACAUGGGAGCUGGGGGAUCCACAGCCCAAGAACUGAGAAAGGUACUGAAACUGCCCGCCGAUAAAAAGGAAGUGGCCGAAAAGUACAAGAAACUCCUUACCAAUCUCGAAGGACGUAAGAGGUUAGCCAUCCUUGAUUUGGCCAACCGCAUAUACGUCAGCGAUGAAUACCAGUUAAACUCGGAGUAUAAUAAGCUGGUUAAAGAUUCCUUUAAGGCCGAAGCCAAAACUAUUAACUUUAAAAGUCUCGGCAAUGCAGUUUCGAUUGUCAACAAGUGGGUAAACGAUCAGACGAGCGGCCGGAUCCGGGAUAUAGUUUCACCCAAAGAUUUGGGAGCGGAUCUAAAGGUGGCACUCUUGAGUGGUAUAAAUUUUAAAGCCCAGUGGCAGUACAAGUUCGACCCCAAGAAAACUUUCAUUGCCGAUUUCCAUGUCACUGCCAAAAAACGCGUGCCUGUCGAGAUGAUGACUCUAAUUGGCUAUUUUGAGGUGAAACUUAGUUUUCGCCUAGAUGCCCAUAUGAUCGAGCUACCUUUCCGGGAUUCCAGCCUAUCCAUGUUCAUCUUUUUGCCCUUUAAAGUCGAUGGCUUAAAGAAACUUGUGCCCAAGAUUGGAACCUACUUCUACAGUCGUCCCGAAAAAGAGAAGGUGGUCUUAAAACUGCCCAAGUUUAAAAUCGAAUAUUCCGCAGAUCUAAGUAGAGUUCUUGAAAAGAUGGGCAUGCGAGAUACAUUUGGAGGCUCUGCGGACUUAAGUGGUCUUUUGAAUUCGUCAAAGGUCCCGAUCAACAAGGUCUUCCAAAAGGCCUUUAUAGAGCUUGAUGAAGAGGGUGCAGAGGAGCCUACUGUUCCAGUUGAUAGACCUUGCAGGCAAUGCGAAUGGGAUUUUAACGCAGAGCAUCCGUUUGCAUAUGUCAUUCGCGAUCGCGAACAGAAUACUACUUACCUUCAGGGACAUUUCGUUAACCCAGAAAAAUAAAAUACAAUUUACAAACAAAUUAAAGAAAAUACAUAAUAAGAUAAGCCACAGUUUAAUAAAUAUAUUUGUUUGGCACGACAAUUUUCGUACAUAUAAUAAAUGGCAAUAUUUUAGGAAGUCCUUUUGUCAAAUAUUUUGAUUCUUGUAAUUAGGUUUUAAAUUAAAUUGGAUACACAUUUGAAAAAGCCGGAAAAAGAGUUAUUAAAUCAAAGCAUAUUAUUUA